UGUCAAUUUUUGCAGCUCCAAAAAAAUUUAAAAUUUUUAAAAAUUUUCGGCCAACGCCUUUCUAAAUUCUCCAAUCCAAGGAAACCCGGGCACCAUGCUCACCUCAAAGCUUCGCCUCCGCCCAGGACUGAUGCGACUCAGCAGUCGCUGUUACAAUUGGGGAAACUACGAUGCGAGUUCUGGGGAGUGCUGUAAGAUGCGCGACAAGGAGACCACCGAGUGCAGCCCGGAAAUAUGCCCCCUCGACGACCUGCCGAACAACUGCUACGAGAGAUCCCCUUCGCACAGGAGGCAGUACUCCAAGUACCUGCAGGAGAUCUACUUGCGGGGAAAGCCAGAUCCCGACUGCGCGCUCAAGCUGAUCCGCCACGACGAACUCCACUACAAGCCGUCGGACAAGCACCGAAAGUUCCAGCGAACCUGGCCCGAAUGCCCGCUCAUUUGGCUCCGGCCCAAGGAUGUGUGCUGUCCCAAUCCGGAGAAAUAUCCCCCCAUGAAGCGGCGCGUUCGUCCCCCGCAGCAACCGCCGUUGUCGGCCAUCGAAAGGCACCUCUUCCAAAUGGAUCUAUUCUGCAAAGCAGUUCUCAAGGCUCCAGGUUGCAGGCAGAGCCGCAGGCCUCCCAAGUGCAAGCUGCCUCCCUCCCCCUCCGAUUGCUGCAAGAAACCCGCCCCAAUGCCCAGUUUCUCGGAGGCCUGUCGCCAUUUGAUCCCGAGGUAUUGUGGCAUCGAGUGCUCUUGUCACGGGAUUCCCAGUGCAUGCGAAGCACUGAACGCUUACCAACGGUGGAACAAAUCGCGAAGGAGCUGCAUUAAGCCCCUGAUUGGAUACUCUCCCUACAGAUCUAAGAUGCGCUUUCCCUUCUAAAUGU
Messenger RNA from Drosophila ficusphila, 869 nucleotides. RefSeq lists its product as uncharacterized. The record is from RefSeq and is a predicted model, not a curated record. Bases 95 to 865 code for a protein of 256 amino acids. Lineage: Eukaryota; Metazoa; Arthropoda; Insecta; Diptera; Drosophilidae. The transcript has a single exon.